Sorghum bicolor (sorghum) is the source of this 977-nucleotide messenger RNA. RefSeq names its product cytochrome c biogenesis CcmF C-terminal-like mitochondrial protein. The transcript has 2 exons. NCBI's taxonomy places the organism in Eukaryota, Viridiplantae, Streptophyta, Magnoliopsida, Poales, Poaceae. Gene Ontology annotation, biological process: cytochrome complex assembly. The record is from RefSeq and is a predicted model, not a curated record.
AUAUUAUAUUAGCCGCUUAUCUCGGAAUGGACUGGGAUGGAAACGUGAAGCAACAAGCAAGGGAUGAGCGCUUUGUUGCUAAAGCGCAUACGUUUUCUUGCUCGGUCAGUUUGUUUUUUGGGGGUGGGGCAAUAAAACUUGCUUCUUCACAAGCUUAUCCCCGCCCCCUUUCCUGUCUGUCCCGACCGGCAGCAGUUGGGUCUCCCCAUCUCUCCUCAACUUCCGCGGUCUUCGGCCCGAGCUGUAUGAGGCAGAAAUUCGUCCCACGUACGGUUUGGAGGCCGAGCCCCACCCCUGCAAUAAUGGUGCAGCUUAGGUCAACUAAUACGAAUAAGAUACAGUUCACUCAACGAUUGCCUUUGGGUCCCGAACUCCAUAUGGGGAAGGAACGUUGUUGUUUGCGAGGUCUUGAUCAUUUACAUGGACCCACUUCUCAUUCCAUUUGUGGGAAAUUUUUUAUUUAUAAACCGUCCUCAACGAGCGAAAGGUUCAUGUUUGAACAUGAUGAAUCACUUCGUGCGGCCCUGUUGCCCAGAAACUUUCCUGCCUCAUAUGAGAAUGGAAAACUGGAAGAUUUUUUGCAUCGGUGGAUGAAGAAUCACGAACAUAAAAAUUUCUGGUUUAGCAUGUUCCCAGAAAGAAGAUACUUUUUUUCCAUUCGAGAAACGAGGAGCACGACUGAAGUGGCUAUACAUACAAAUCCAUUUACAGAUCUAUAUGCUCCGAUUGGAACUGGAAGUUCCAGAACUAGCGGCUGGUAUACCACCAUAAUGAAAUUGCCUUUUAUUUUUAGUAUUCGGAUAGGAUUUUUGUUGGCUUCAUCGGGAGGCUCGCGUAGUUUGUUACGUCAACUCUAAAAGGAUAAGUUGCAUUGGAAUCGAGAAAGGCAGUGUGUUGUUACAGUUCCUCGUGAGAAUACAGUAAGCGUGCAGUCCGGGCACGCGCUUUAUGAGGCAUGCAGUUUAUCUUUGAAAUAG